AUGAAAAAUCUCAUAGCCCUCCUGUUAAUCUUACUUUUCGCGCUAUUGGUCGAUCAUUCUCACCAGUUCAGUCGGCAUCGAGCUCUCUCACAAUUUUUGGCCAGAAGGAGAUCUGCAGUGGAAAGCCCAACGCAUGAAUGGAUUGCUCCUUCUGUUAACUUCGAUCACAUUUAUCCUCAAGAUGGAUUGCAGGAGAAUGACAAGAUAACUUCUCUGCCCGGCCAGCCAUCAAAUGUAACGUUUGCACAGUAUUCAGGAUAUGUCACGGUGGAUUCAAAGGCUGGCAGAGCUCUCUUUUACUAUUUUGCAGAAGCUACCCAAGACCCAUCUUCUAAACCUCUCCUCCUCUGGCUCAAUGGAGGACCAGGAUGCUCAUCGUUUGGAUUUUGGGCAAUGACAGAGCUUGGACCCUUUCGCGUUCAGCGUGAUAACACCACUCUUACUAGUAAUCCCUAUGCGUGGAACCAAGUGGCGAACACCUUGUUUUUGGAUUCACCUGCCGGUGUUGGAUUUUCUUACUCAAAUACCACCUCUGAUUAUGAUAACGCCAAUGAUUUAAACACUGCUAGAGAUGCGUACACAUUUCUACUGAAUUGGUUUGAAAGGUUUCCGCAAUAUAAGAACAGAGAAUUCUAUAUCGCAGGAGAAAGCUACGCUGGGUUUUAUGUCCCUGAAUUGGCAGACACAAUUCUUAAGAACAAUAACUCUCAAACGCCUUUUGUAAAUCUCAAAGGAGUUAUGAUUGGAAAUGGAUUAAUGAACUUUGAGAUGGAUCAUUGCGGGAUGGUUGACUAUCUAUGGUCACACGCAUUAAUGUCAGACGAAGACUAUGCAAAUGAGCGUUGUAUUGCAUCUAAUUCAAGCUAUCAAACUCAAAGUCGCACAAUUCAGUCACAACCAAAAUCAGAUUGGGGAGAGAUAAACAUCUAUAAUAUAUAUGCACCACUUUGUCCUUCCCAUCCUAACCCCAUAUGGAAAUAUUCAACUUUAGGAUCUUCUACUUUCACUAUUGAUGCAUCUAUGGAUGGAUUAGAUGGAUUUGAUCCAUGUACUCCUGCUUAUGUACAAACAUAUCUUAACACGCAUGUAGUGCAAAAUGCUCUGCAUGCAAAUGUGACAAGCUUGCCUUAUGCAUGGGAUGAGUGCAAUUUUGAAAUAAAUAAAAAUUACAACAUCUCUGUAAUCACAAUGCUCCCAAUAUAUCAAAGAAUGAUGACAUCAAGACUGAGAAUACUAGUCUACAGUGGCGAUGUAGAUGCAUCAGUCCCAGUGACUGGUACACGAUAUUCUAUUAAUGCAUUAAAGCUUCCAAUUGAGAAAGAAUGGUAUCCAUGGAUGAAUGGAGAUAUUGAAGUGGGGGGUUAUAGUGUCAUUUACAAAGGCUUGAUAUUUGCAACUGUAAGAGGAGCGGGACAUGAAGUACCUAGCUAUCAACCAUCUAGAGCCUUGACCAUGACCAAAUACUUUUUAGCUAACAAGCCUCUACCAUCGUAG
Molecule: messenger RNA, 1494 nt
Organism: Cryptomeria japonica (Japanese cedar)
Lineage: Eukaryota; Viridiplantae; Streptophyta; Pinopsida; Cupressales; Cupressaceae
Product: serine carboxypeptidase-like 26
Exons: 9
Coding region: 1-1494 (497 amino acids)
Biological process (GO): proteolysis
Cellular component (GO): vacuole
Molecular function (GO): serine-type carboxypeptidase activity
Source: RefSeq, a predicted model, not a curated record